AUGCCAUUAGCCAGCAACAAGGACGCUGUGGGUGAUAGACUGCUUGUGGGGGCUGUCGGUAUGAUCCAUACUGGCGGAAUAGCGAAUCAACUGUUUACCGAUGGUGGCCUUGAUUUUGUCCUUGUCGGCCGAGGUUUCCAAAAGAAUCCUGGCUCGGUUUGGACAUGGGCGGAGGAGCUGGGUGUUGACAUCAGUAUGUCGAACCCAAACCAGUGGGGCUUCUCCCGCCGAGGGGCCGAUAAUCUGUAUAUUAUCCAUAAGAAUGCUGUUGAAUAG
Messenger RNA from Penicillium soppii, 276 nucleotides. RefSeq lists its product as uncharacterized. Lineage: Eukaryota; Fungi; Ascomycota; Eurotiomycetes; Eurotiales; Aspergillaceae. The transcript has a single exon. The coding region runs from base 1 to 276 and encodes 91 amino acids. The record is from RefSeq and is a predicted model, not a curated record.